AUUCCACGGGAUUCAGAUAUUAAAGUGGUUAAGGAACUAGUCUGCGGACGUGAUUUGCGGCCAAAUUCGAACUUUUUUGAAGAAAAUUCCUAUUCGAUGGAAUCCGCCGACAACUCAGAGGCAGUAAUGAGGAAACGCAUAUGCAAAUUCUUUGCUGCUCUUCUGCCUGAAUGUUGGAAUCGGGAUCCCGAAGCGAGGUUAAGUUCUCUGCGAAUCAAAAAGGACUUACUGAAAUUCUGCGAGGAAGUAUCCGCAAAUUAUCAAACAUUUUGUUAA
Molecule: messenger RNA, 276 nt
Organism: Rodentolepis nana
Lineage: Eukaryota; Metazoa; Platyhelminthes; Cestoda; Cyclophyllidea; Hymenolepididae
Source: the annotation of a GenBank genome assembly